AUGGAGGAGGUGAUGGUGUACGAGAGCAGGGAGGCGAUGGUGAUGGUGGGCCUCUCUCGUCGAAUGAGAGAGGAGCAGGACAGAGAUGGACGCCAGAGGGAAACCGGCGCGAUGGAAGAGGAGGAGCCCGCCAGUGAUCGAGAGGUUCUGGGAGGCGACGCGAGGGGAGGCGUGUUCCGGCUACUGGUCAUCAGCAGGUCGCAGAAGCAGCUAGUGAUCAGAGAGGAGCGGGAGACAUUCGACCGGGACGCUUGCCGAGAGCGCAUCGAGCGCUUGUUGAACCUCCCGGGUCUGGUGGGGCUCAAGAAGGUGAUGGGGUGCUACGGGGUGCUGGGCUUCGUGAAGUUUGUGGACUUGUACUACAUGGCAGUGAUCGAGAAGCGAAGGCUCGUCGGCGACAUAUGCGGGCAUGAAGUCUUCGCGGUCGAGCAAGUUCGAUACCUUCCCAUCUCUGCUGUUUCUUUGGGGGCAGAGGUCAAGAGGAAAGAAGAGAAGUACCUGCGGUACAUGAGUGAGAACGACGUGAUGAAGGACUGCUUCUUCAGCUGCUCCUACGACUUGACCAAGACUCUGCAGACUAACCUUGGAGGCCUCCCAUAUGCGUGCAGUCGCGUGGCAGGAGAGGCGAGCAAGAUGUUCACUUGGAACCAUCAGCUGCUGGAGGGAGGAGGGUUUCUUUCCAUGCUGCACCACAAGCCCUGGGCCACGCGCCUAAUCCAUGGCUUCUUUGAGCAGCGAACCGUCGUCAUCGUCUCGCGGCAAAUGAGGCUGACGUUGAUUGCCCGGCGGUCACGCUGCUUUGCUGGGACGCGCUACCUCAAGCGAGGAGCGACACUUGAUGGGUUUGUGGCCAACGAGGUGGAGACAGAGCAGAUCGUGUGUGAGCAAGGGUUCACCUCCCGCCUCUCCUGCUCCUCCUACGUUCAAGUCCGAGGAUCCGUCCCUCUCUUCUGGUCGCAGGUCACUGACGCCAUGGUGCCCAAGCCUGACAUCGAGCUGCACCGCUUUGACUGCAUGUAUCAUGCGACUGCUGCUCACUUCAGUUCGCUACUGGAGAGGUACGGGCGUCCCGUGCAUGCGGUGGAUCUUGUGAAGCAGACGGAGAAGAAGCCGCGCGAGACGAAACUCGGAGACGAACUCGCCAAUGCGAUUCGCGUGUUGCAAGAGGGAUAUGCGGGAACUGACGCUCAGAAGAAAGGAGGGCCGUCAGGAACUGGGGCACAGGCCAAGCUGAAGUCGAUCAUGGUCAGCAUUAACAGCCACCUCCUUCCUCUUCGUGCGCGAGACUGCGACCAGGAUAGGCGAGACCUGAGCUUCAUCAGCUCCCGAUCGGCUGACAGCGCAAGGAGGAGCACAGAAUCUAUGGGGUCAGAAGUGCAGACCGGCGCCUCGGAAAAGAGCUCACAUGGAAGCGUUCUUCGCUUUCUCACUCCCGUCCUCGCUCCCUUCAUGACCUCAAGCCCAUCUGUGGAGCCGCUUUCUUCGAUGAAGGAGGACGAGGAAGAGGCGGAUAAGAAGGCUCCCUCCAGGAGCAGAGGGGCGUUGGGCAAGUACGACUGGUUGUAUUCCCCGCAAGGAGCGCAGGUCAAAGUCUGCAGUUCACAGCAGGUGGCGCAGCUGGUGCAGCUCCCGGAGGACCUGCCGGACUUGUUCGCGUCCUCCCCUCGCAGUCGCAGCAAGAGAAGGAGCAGCCGCUCCUUCCAGCAGCUCCUCCAGCAGCUCGUGGACGUGCCUGCUGACCGGAACUACACCAACUACUUGGACCUACAGUCAGCUGUGGAUGCCAAGACCAGCCAGCAAGAGGAGCGACUGAGCUGCUUCUGCCACCUGCCUCAGACCAGCCUCUAUGCCUUCACGCGCGAAGAAGGACCCGAGGUCUCUAGCUCCCCUCCCCUUUCUCCCUACAGCUCAGCUUUCAUCCAGGUGGACGUUUAUCGGAGGUACGCGAGACCUGCGAGGGUGUUGGGGUUGGAGGAAGAGGAGGAGAGGAGUAAGAGCAUGGCCAACGACAAGUUCGGGUCACUGGAGACUUGGGUGCUGGUUGACGACAAAUGA
Molecule: messenger RNA, 2055 nt
Organism: Guillardia theta CCMP2712
Lineage: Eukaryota; Cryptophyceae; Pyrenomonadales; Geminigeraceae
Exons: 10
Coding region: 1-2055 (684 amino acids)
Biological process (GO): phosphatidylinositol dephosphorylation
Cellular component (GO): intracellular membrane-bounded organelle
Molecular function (GO): phosphatidylinositol-3,5-bisphosphate 5-phosphatase activity
Source: RefSeq, a predicted model, not a curated record